Molecule: messenger RNA, 911 nt
Organism: Otolemur garnettii (small-eared galago)
Lineage: Eukaryota; Metazoa; Chordata; Mammalia; Primates; Galagidae
Gene: TMEM107
Product: transmembrane protein 107
Exons: 5
Coding region: 148-549 (133 amino acids)
Biological process (GO): protein localization to ciliary transition zone; non-motile cilium assembly
Cellular component (GO): MKS complex
Source: RefSeq, a predicted model, not a curated record
GGGCGGUGCCUGAACGAGCGGGAAGGAGGCGUUGGUCGAGAUUUUGUCUGCUUCCCCGGAGGCUUCAAGAGUGGUGGUCUGUGAGCUUCCGGCCUCAGAGAGAGAUAACGGCUUCCACUCUGGGCUGUGCCCUUGUUCCCGAGGGCCAUGGGCCGGAUAUCCGGGCUUGUACCCUCUCGGUUCCUGACGCUUCUGGCGCAUCUAGUGGUCGUCAUCACCUUAUUCUGGUCCCGGGAAAGCAACAUCUUGGCCUGCCUGCCACUCAGGUUCACCCCCGAGGAGUAUGAGAAGCAGGACAUUCAGUUGGUGGUAGCCCUCUCUAUCACCCUGGGCCUCUUUGCAGUGGAGCUGGCCGGUUUCCUCUCAGGAGUCUCCAUGUUCAACAGCACCCAGAGCCUCAUCUCCAUCGGGGCUCACUGUAGUGCAUCUGUGGCCCUAUCUUUCUUCAUAUUCGAGCGUUGGGAGUGCACCACGUACUGCGCCCUCCCAACUGUCACUGAAAUGGCAUUAUUCGUCGCUGUCUUUGGACUGAAAAAGAAACCUUUCUGAUCACCUCAUGGAGAACGGAAAACUAAAGGCUAGAGGAGCAAGGGCUACUUAACCAUUCCCGGAAGAAGACUUCGGUCCCAGUCCCUCAAACUGCUAGGAAGUGGAGGAUGUUAGCGAUGGAAAAAUUAUCUACCAAGCCUUGGGAUUAUCAGCGUUUUAUUUAGUAUUUUGUAAUAAAAUAUGUUUCUAGUAAGAUCAAGACAUAUGCAAUUUUCACGGGUCAAUUAGUUUGGCCAAACUGCUGGAGAAAAAAAGGAAAGUUUUCCAGUCCUGCAGACCGUUAAGAUAGUAGGUAUCGCUUCUAUUUUGAUUAUUACGGUAGAUGUGAUAGAGUGGGCGGAGACAUGUAAAUAAAGGCAACU